This is a messenger RNA of Exophiala xenobiotica, 1014 nucleotides long. RefSeq lists its product as uncharacterized. Gene Ontology annotation, biological process: regulation of DNA-templated transcription. The transcript has 4 exons. The coding region runs from base 1 to 1014 and encodes 337 amino acids. The record is from RefSeq and is a predicted model, not a curated record. NCBI's taxonomy places the organism in Eukaryota, Fungi, Ascomycota, Eurotiomycetes, Chaetothyriales, Herpotrichiellaceae. Gene Ontology annotation, molecular function: DNA-binding transcription factor activity, RNA polymerase II-specific; zinc ion binding.
AUGCCGUCUCGAAUAAGUGGUGCAUGUAAUGGUUGUCGCACAAAGAAGCAGAAGUGCAGUGGUGACCGAUCCGGUUGUACCCAAUGUCAGGCUGCCGGCAUGCAAUGUACUUGGCCUGAGCAACGAAAACGUGGUCCAGCCAAAGGCUACAUAGAAGGCCUCGAACAUCGUCUUCACGAGGCCGAAUCCCUUCUCCUCGCCCUUCUUCCUGUUAUCACCACAGAACAGCUUAAUUACGCCACCGAUUCGUUGGAUUUGACGCCAUCAUCAGCGAACGCCCUCGGGGUGAAAAUCAGAGACUCACAGUCUCCGAGACCCCAGAACGUCCGACGUAGCCCGCCUAACCUCAACAAGAAGACCGGCAUCGAGUACUGGGAGUCCUUCCCACUGGAUACGGUCGAGAACAUCCGCAAGUGGCAGGAAGAUUGCACAUUGCAGUCAACAGCUCAAAGUCAAUCCCUCUCCCACAAUUCCAUCCCAGGCGACGACGCAGCUUCGCGGGAUAUCAUGAAGAAUGCGUUCAACUCCGCUCACAACUCUCGCCCGGGUUCAGUAGAUAUUUCCACCCAGCAGCACGCUCGGUCACAUUCAGGAGCUUUCCGCUCGAUGAGCACGGACUCUUAUCGCAGUGGAACGAGCACUCCGGUCCAUGUUUCCCAGCAUUCCCAUGCACAACCUACAGUGCCAACAGCUUCACAUUUUCCACAACAGGCGACGUCGCAACUUCAGCAAGACUGGAGGUCUAUGUCCCUUUUCUCGUCGCUAGAGUCGCCCGAUGGCAUGAGCUCUAAUCCGACGGGGUCGAACGUUACAGGGGUCGGCAUUGAUACCGAGGCUCUUCUUCUUCAGAGUUUCGCCGAUACGACAUGGGCACAGUCACAGGCGUUGAAUCAUGGGCUGGGGAAUCUGACUUCUGGCACUGGCACGAGCAAUAGCAUGAGCAUGGAAAAUGGACCCAUGGAGAUUGAUACCGGCUUCUUGACGAACGAUAUGCAGAGACGACUAUUUUGGUAA